Hibiscus syriacus is the source of this 1544-nucleotide messenger RNA. RefSeq names its product 2-oxoisovalerate dehydrogenase subunit alpha 1, mitochondrial-like. Gene Ontology annotation, biological process: branched-chain amino acid catabolic process. The transcript has 9 exons. NCBI's taxonomy places the organism in Eukaryota, Viridiplantae, Streptophyta, Magnoliopsida, Malvales, Malvaceae. Bases 66 to 1517 code for a protein of 483 amino acids. The record is from RefSeq and is a predicted model, not a curated record. Gene Ontology annotation, molecular function: oxidoreductase activity, acting on the aldehyde or oxo group of donors, disulfide as acceptor.
AGUUUUUGCUUUCACCAUUUUCUCAUUUUCCUUCAAUAUUUUGCCCAGAUUAAUAAUAAAAGGAGAUGGCAAGUUGGGGAAGAAGAUCGUUUGUAGUAGUAGCUUAUCGUAUCGGAGCAUUUUCAAAGGUAAAUUUGCAGGGAAGAACUGCUCGAAUUCGAAUCGAUGGCGGUUCAUGCCGGAGACAUCCUUUCAAUCCUGGAGUUUCAGUCCCACAUCCAUGGCCAUGCAAUAGUAUGGCUUCCCUUUUCUUGGCUGGGCGUUUCAAAUCCUCAAUAGCUGGAAAUCAAGUUGAUUCUCGACACAAUGACGAGGAUGACGACGAUAAUCAGGCAAUAGAUUUUCCUGGAGGAAAAGUUGCAUACACUACAGAAUUGAAAUUCAUUUCAGGGUCUUCUGAUAAAAGAAUACCUUGCUAUCGAGUUCUUGGUGAUAAUGGAGAGCUAAUUAAAGGUGUCGACUUUGAAAAGGUAAACGAAGAACUGGCAGUGAAAAUGUACCGUGACAUGGUUACUCUGCAAGUAAUGGAUACUUUCUUCUAUGAAGCACAAAGGCAAGGGAGAAUUUCCUUCUAUAUGACAUCAUUUGGCGAAGAAGCUGUUAACAUUUCAUCUGCUGCUGCACUUACAAAAGAUGAUAUUAUCAUGCCUCAGUAUCGGGAACAUGGGAUUCUAUUGUGGCGUGGUUUCACGCUGCAGGAAUUUGCCAACCAAUGCUUCGGGAACAAGGAUGAUGUCGGGAAAGGAAGGCAGAUGCCGAUUCAUUACGGCUCAAGCAACCACAAUUUCGUGACCAUAUCAUCCCCUAUUGCAACUCAGCUUCCUCAAGCAGCAGGCAUGGCGUAUUCGCUUAAGACGGAUAGAAAAGAUGCUUGUGUCGUAGCCUUUAUCGGCGAUGGCGGUACCAGUGAGGGAGAUUUUCAUGCUGGUUUGAACUUUGCAGCUGUUAUGGAAGCCCCAGUAAUUUUUGUUUGCCGCAACAAUGGCUGGGCCAUUAGUACACCGAUAUCGGAACAAUUUCGAAGCGACGGUGUGGCUGUAAAGGGCCAAGCUUAUGGAAUCCCGAGCAUUCGGGUCGAUGGAACUGAUGCACUCGCUGUUUACAGCGCCAUUCGUGCAGCUCGAAACAUGGCUGUAAACGAACAACGACCUGUUCUAGUUGAGGUAAGAUCACAUAGAGUCGGACACCAUUCCACGUCCGAUGAUUCGACCAAGUAUCGUCCCCUAACCGAAAUCGAGCACUGGAAAACGGAUCGAGACCCAGUGAAUAGGUUUAGAAAAUGGGUUGAACUCAAUGGUUGGUGGAGUGAAAGAGAUGAAACUGAACACAGAAGUAGCAUAAAGAAUGAGAUAAUGAAAGCGAUUCAAGUGGCGGAGGGAAGGAAGAAACCGCCACUCACGGAGUUGUUCACGGAUGUUUACGAUGUCCCACCAUCUAACCUUGUUGAGCAAGAUAAACAACUCAGAGAAACUAUAAAUAAAUAUCCACAAGAUUUCCCCUUCGAUGUUCCCCUAUGAAUAAUCAGUGUCUUGUUUAAACAUGAA